GAUCGACGGCGCGCACACGCCGUGGCGCGCGCGGCCAGACAACACUGGAGCCCUAUGGAGCCCCCCUCGUUCCCCGCCGGUGGCCCCCAGACCGUGAGAGCGGCCCCCGGCAGCGACGCACACCUCGUGGUGCCUGCGCCCUCGGGCACCGCGCCCUUCCACUUCCAAUGGAGUCGUGCCGGGGCGGCGCUGGAGGGCCGGUUUGCGUCAUCCGAGGAGCCUGGCGCCGUACGACUCACCGUAUCAGCCGCGCGCACCGACGACACCGGCCUUUACACCUUGCAGGCGAGCAAUGCCGCGGGCAGUGACACGGCGCGCGUGCGGCUUGAGGUGUCAGCGGACGAGGCCCCCACCGGCGAAGACCCGCCCACCUUCCUGCGCCGCCUGCAGGACCUCACCGUGAAAGUGGGCACCAGGACACGCUUUCUCGUCGAGAUACUGAGUAACACUGAGUGCAAGGUAACAUGGUACCGCAACGAGAGGCGUCUCCUGGAGGCGGAGCGGGUGUCUCUGGCCCGCGAUGGUAACUUCUGGUGUGCCGACGUGGCCGCCGUCAGCGUCGAUGAUGCCGGCCGCUGGACCUGCACCGCUGAGAACGCGGGCGGCCGCGCCAGCUGCUCCGCUCAUCUUAAUGUGCUUGUACCGAAGGCCUACAAACGUCCAGAAUUCGUGGAGGAGCUCCGCGCGCUGCUGACGGAGCUGGGCACCGUCUCACUCGAGUGCAAGGUGGUGGGAGUACCCACGCCUGUGCUGCGCUGGUUCAAGGACAGUCGUGAGAUAAAGGCUGGUGAUGUGUUUGCGCUGACCGCCAAUGCUGACGAUCCCACGUCGCUCGGCACCUACACCUGUGAGGCAGUAAACUGCAUGGGCCGGGCAUACUCUUCCUCGAAGGUGCAUGUCGUGGGCCGAGCGAGCAGGGAGGGCUCCACUAGACCGGCUGCCAGUGGCAUCACAGGUGAGCCCCCACCGAUCUUCACGCGGGAGUUGGAAGACCAGUUCGCGAGGAUUUGCGAGCCGCUCACCCUCAGCUGCCAGGUGGUGGUGCCGCCGUGGCCGCGCUCCGUCGUCUGGUACAACAAGGAAGGAAAGGUCGAGCCUAGCGAAAGAUACCAUGUAUUGGAGGACGGAGUGGGCGGGUACAUGCUGGAGAUCCCGAGCGCCGAGUGGGCCGACGAGGGCGAGUGGAAGUGCGUCGCGACCAGCAGCGGAGGGCGAGUCGGUAUCUCCACUUGCAUCGUGUCCAUGGAUGUUCCGAAAAACUACAGAAAACCGCGCUUCAUGGAGAACUUGCAAGCUGUGCUGACUGAAGAGGGAUUGGUCUCCUUCGAGUGCAAGGUGGUCGGGUUCCCAACGCCAGUGCUUAGCUGGUUCAAAGACGGCCAGGAGCUAAAGCCGGGAGACGUGUAUCAACUCACCGGUACCAACUCUCUGGGCUCCUACUGCUGCAUCGCCAGGAACUGCAUGGGCCAGGCCAGCAGUUCUGCCGAGCUGACAGUAGAAGACAUCCAAAACCAGUUGAAUGAAGAAGAGAAGUUGCAAUUGUUCUCCAAGAAUCAAGCACCGAAGUUUGUUCAGGGCUUAAAGAGUGUUGAGUCGAAAAUCGAUGAGCCAUUCCGAUUCACUAUCAAAGUUGCCAUUCCGCCUGAGCCGUCAGUCCUUUGGUAUCGGGACGAUCAGCCGGUGGAUGAGUCCGCCCGCUGCCACCUUGGAAAAGAGGAGCGCGGGGUUUUCUUCCUCGACAUCGAAAACCUCGAAUUCCUUGAUCAGGCUGAGUGGAAAUGCGUUGCCAUGAAUGAUUUCGGGCACAGUGUCACCUCAUGUUUCCUUAAACUCAUUAUACCAAGACAUUACAAAAAGCCACGAUUCCUCGAAAACCUACAGGCUAUUCUGUCAGAUGAAGGCGCAGUAAACCUUGAGUGUAAAGUCAUAGGUGUCCCGCAGCCGGUCCUCAAAUGGUACAAAGAUGGGGAAGAACUUAAACCUGGGGAUAUACACAGGAUAAUAUCUGGACAGGAUGGCACUUGCUGCCUCGGCACUUAUACCUGCGAAGCAUCGAACUGUAUGGGUGUGGCGGCUAGUUCCGCCUCACUACUCGGCUUUGAAGACUCAAUGAAAGCGAAGGAAAAGAAAAAAGCCGAAGAACAAGCUCUGCAAAGAAAUCUAUCUUUGAGUACUAUACAUGAAGAGAGAACUUCACAAAUGUAUGAUACGCCAGUCGGAGACAUUACUCUUGACGAUAAGGGCGAAAUUUCUUUCUCAUUCGAUGGUAAAGAGGUGUCUGUAUCCCUUUACGAAACUCCUGAUUUGACUGAAGAAGAAGCGUUGCAAAUUGUAGAAAUGUACGCUGACCAGUUGUCAGAAAAUGUCACUGAACAUAACGUGGUGGAAUUGCCUCCUUUGAGAUUCGUUAAGGAGACUUCGACAUCUGGUAAUUUAUUAAUGGAAGCAAUAAUCAUCGAUGUGUCUCCUGAAUAUUUUACAUCUCCAGAAGAAGAUUUACGGACAGAGGCGGAUGUUGAAGAUAUAUCUAUAGCAGACGAGAAUGGCCCUCCGCAACUAUCUUUAGAUCAAGAUAUUGAUAUAGCCGGUGAAGAUUAUCUGGAAAAGACAAUGGCUCUUCUCUCCGAGGAAAAAGCUGACCUGCCACUGAAAUUAAUAAGGAAAAAAUCUGACUCACAGAGAAGUGCGGAGGAUUUUUUCAGUUUAUCUCGGGAACAAUCGCUUUCUGAGGAGAAGCGAGAUGAUGACACACAAGCCCUGUCGGAAAGUGAACUGCAUAGUUUCGCCAGCGCUCAUAGCUCAAGCAAACCUAAGUCAAAGUCUUCGAAGCCAUCUGUUGAAGAUGGGCAGGAGUCAUCAGAGCCAACUAAAACUAUACUCUUCAAAGAUGAGCUUCGUAAGUCAGUGGAAGUCGAAGUUGAACCGGCUACUGUGAAACCAAAACGCGAACGGCGUACCAGUCGCGGUUCAAGACGUUCAAGUUCAGGUAGCGAAAAGUCAAUAAGCCGAUCAAAAGAAGAACCUGUGAAAGUAAAAUCUGAAGUAAAGACUGAAACAGAAGCUCCUAAGAAACCUUCAAUGACUGGUGAAGAAUUCAGAACCAAAAUGUCUAAUGUCAGUGCUUCUCUAACGCAAGUUAUCAAUGAUGUUCAGCUUAUCGAAAGAGAUAUUAUAUUAAAGUCAGAAUUAAUGUCCUCUGCUGCCACAGCUUCAAGAAGUUUAGAGUUAAUCAGUAGUUUAAUAACACCCCUAUCUGAAAUACACAGUAUAGCUGAUGCUGCCAAAGAAACCGCAACGGAGUCCAAGGAAGUGAGCAGUACAUUAUUCAACAGACUUCCUCAAUCACUAAAGUCUCUUCAUCAGUCUCUCACAAUUAUAGAAAAGUGUAUAGACGUAGAAAGUGAUAAUAGGACAUUAGUGAAAAAAACAUGCGUUUCAUUUAUCGAGAACUGUGGUGCCGAAAUUCAAAAAUUAUCAUCUGAGAUAAAGUCUGUCACAAGUACCGAUUACUUAACUACGGACGAUAAAGUGCUUUCUGAGAUUGACUCUCUGACCAAAGAAAUGUCAACGGUAAUCAAAUUUUCCGCUGAUACAAUAAAAGCUAAAAAUUUGUUAAGUGAAGCAAGUGAAAUUAAAGUGGAAGAGCCUUCACUUCAGACAAGGCAUUUGAGAGAUACGCAAAAAGCAGUCUUUGAGCUUCGGACUCCGUUAAACUCUUUACUUCGCAUUGUGGAAAGUGCAGACAGCGGCAAAAUAGUAGAAAUUUCUAAAAUAAAGAGUAGUGAUGUUAUACUUAACGAUAUGUCUGCUUCGAUUCAGGACUUGCAAACUUCUUUAGAACAGAUAGAAUCUCUCUCUGUGAAAGAAUCUACUUCGCCAGCGUUACAGAAAUAUAAUACAGAAAUUAUUGAAACAGUCGUGGAUUCAAUUUUAAAACUGAGAAAUUCAUUUGAAAAAUUGUCUACGGACACAAAAGUAGACGACAAAAUAGCACUAAAAGAAACAAUAAAAUCAAUUAAAGAAAAUCUGAAUGAAAUCUCAACGCAAAUAGGCACAAUUGAGAGAAAUGUUGGCACCUUCGAUGUAUUACAGAGCGACAAUAAAUUGGACGUACUCCAAAAGAUGGCUCAAAUUCUGAUCACGUUAGAAAACAAUUUACCAAGAUUAGAAACUAUGCCAGAAGUUAAAACACACAUGGAGUCAUUCCACAAGAAUUUAACAAAAGUGCUAGAAAACGUUAUAGAAAGUAAUGAAGCUAAGAAAUAUUUUACAUUAAUGGAAAUAUGUGAUGCUGUCAAUAGAAUAAAUAGCUCCAUUAAAGACAUAGAUACCGAAAAUGUACUACCUCUUGCAAGUCUUAGUAAUACUCUGACAAUUAUUAAAGACAACUUUGUAAAUAAUGUUUUUGAAUCUGAACUCAAUUGCUCCGUACUAACCAACAUUACAGAUGUUUUAGUUGGUAUACAAGAAGCUAUAAAUAAGGCUGAAGAAGUUAGUUUCCAAGUUGAGUCAGAACAUAUUCAAGACUUGUCUCCUCAAGUAUUUGAUGCGAUGAGAGCCAACAUGGUGGUAGAACAUAUAGAUCAAACAAUAGCAGCUAUAAACACUGUGAGGUCAAUUGAAACCACAACAGAAGCUAAGAGCAGUUUUGCUCCAGUUUUGGAAACUAUAUGUCCUGUGUUAGAGGAUCUUAGGAAAUAUAUAGCUUCGGUAGGAACCCUAGGAACAGAACAUGAUGAGCAUAUUUCUGAUAUAUCUGAGGCGUCGUUUGCAGAAACUAUUGCAACACCUCUUUGUGAGUUGAAUCAGAAUCUUAUUGUUCUGAAUCAAAGUAUAGUUGAAAAUAUUGUAAGUUUAAAAGAGAGUAACGUUAUAAUAUCUGCUGUUGCUGAACCAUUAUACGAAUUACAAAAGACUUUGGAAAUUAUACAGCAGGAAGUCAUAUCGCAAUAUGGUGAAGACUUGACACCGUACGAGAUUAGUGUAAAUAUGGCCAGUGCUGUACAGAAUCUGCAAAGCUGUAUAUUGAUGAUUCAAGAAGAGGCAGGCGUUGAAGGAUUGGAUGAAAUGUCAACGCUUGAAGACAUCUCUGGUAUUAAAACCACAGCUGACACGAUACCUUCUGAUCGCUUAGUGGUUCCUACUGCUGAAGAAACUACUACAGAACAAAAUUUGGAGACCUUUAGUGAAGAAGUUCCAAAAUCUGCUACUGCGAAAGCGUUACACACUCUGAACGAACAUAUCGCCAUUUUACAAAACCCUGAGAUCUUAGAUGCACUGGACACACUAUCAGAAGUAAGUGAUUAUUCGAGUCUUAAGUCAGUCGCUUUGGGACUAGGUGAGUUGCAUUCAGGAAUCCAAGAAAUACUCCAUCCGAUUAUAAUGGAGGGAUCAAGUGAUAUUUCAAAUUUAGUCAACAUUUCAAAACUAGCUACUAUUGCACAGCCGCUGCACGAGCUCCAACAAAGUCUAUCUGUAUUAGAAAUGAAUAACAUUCCAAUUUAUGAAAAUAUCUUAGAGUUACCCGCGGAAAAAUUACAUUCCGUAAUUGAAAAAAUAACAGAUUUCAAAGAGCAUUUAGACAAAUGUGCACAGGCGAUAUUCCCUGCGAUUGAACUCGCUGAUCAAUCCAUCGAAAUAUCAAACAAAAUCGGUACUUUAAGAGAACUUUGUGAGCAUUUGAAAGAUAUUAUUGUAGUAACUAAAGAUGGGUCCAGCGAUGUACCAGCUUCAAAAGAAGUAGAAGCUCUCGAAGUAGUAGUUGAUACUCUUAUUGAAGCAACGGACCCCAUGACAGGCAUUACAAUUGAAAAAGUUAAAUCUAUAACCCAAGAAUUAUUUAAGAAAGUGCUUGAAGUGCAAGAAGAAUUAAUUCAAUUCAUUCCACAAUCUCCGGAAAAGUUAGCGAGAGAAGCAAAAUUGAUUGAUGGCAUGGAUGAAGUAGAAAAGAGCAUUGCAGUUCUCCAAGAAUACGACUUUGUUGACUUAUCUCGGGUGUCUGAUAUCACAUCGUGCACUUCCCCGCAACUAGCAAUGGAGAUUGACUCCGAUUCUCUUAUGCAGGUAGAUGACUUAGCUGCUAAUGCGGUGAACGUGGUUCAAGAUUCAAACCAAGAUAUGCCAUUAGCUGAUUUGAUGAUAGUUGAAGAUUUUUUCAAGACAUGCAAAAACGAGUUUACUGUAUUGCGAUGCCUUAUAUCUAAAGCUUCUAGUCAUAAAAAAAUUGUGCGACUACUGCAAGAGUUUAAUACUUUACAAACUACUGUUGAGGAAUUCAAAACUAAAAGAUUUCAGCUCAGUCUUUCUGAUGAUGUCAAUGGAUGUUUAACAUCGUUUUUGAUACAGGCAGAAGAGUGCCUUAAAAAUGUCCGAAAUUCUUUAGUGGAGAUCGUAAAUUCACAAUCAGAGUUAUUAUUUAAAGAACCAACCGCACAACUUAAUAAAUCGGUUGAGAUGUUGAGCAAAUUGGUUGUAGAACAAAAAGACAAACAAUUAGUUGAAGUUGUUACUAAACUUUGCAAUGUUGUCCUAGUAACAAAACCGAGUAUGGAAAAUAUACAAGUGGGUGUUAUUCAAGAAUUACAACAACCAUUAGCAAUUAAGACGAGAGAAGAUAAUCAACUAGUAAAAGCCAUGGAACAGUUCAUGGAGUAUAUUGAAGAACAGACUAAAAUCUCAUCCAGUAUCAUAACAAGCAACACUUUAAAAGAAGUACUAAAAUGUAUUCAAAAGUAUCAAGAUUUUAGAGAUGCCACACCCACAGGGAAGGUAUUAAUUAUACUGAAAUGUCUUUCUAGUUGCGCUGAUGUGUUACGAGAAAGACUCUUAGGGUAUAAACAAGUAGAAGUUACGGAACACACUGCUCCAGAGGGUAAACUUAGAAAAGUAUUAACUGAAAUGCUUGAACCUCUCCAAGUUCUGCAUAGUCAACUAGUCGAUAUUCAACACCAAGUCCUAUCUGGAGUGCAAGAAGAUUUAAUUUCAAUUGAUAUCGACUCUACUGAAUCACUUGUGAAGACAAUGACAGAAAAACACCAAGACAUAAUACAAACGUUGGAAUCCGAGGUAACGUUGGUUGCGAAUGAAGAAUUAUCACUUAUAAUGGAAGUAGAUAAGGAAAUUCACUCGAUCCAAAACGCUAUUAAAUCUGUCGAGGAUGUACAAGCUACACAAUCUAUGGUAGAAAUAGCUAAACCUAUAGAAAUCAUUGAAAAAUCUCUUCAGGAUAUCAUUUCAUCCGACAAAUUAGCACUCGAGAGCAAUGAAAAACUUCCAAAAGAUAUCAAUUCAAAUAUUGAUUCGUUGGAGUGUGCACUUGAGCGUUUCAUAAACAUUGAAAUAGAUCUGAUGGUAGCGUCUAUGCUACUAGUUGAUAUAGACGUAAAUGAAAGUAUGCAGUUAGCCGUCGAACUGAAAAGCUUGUUAACUCUCAGCCCUAAAGAAUUGGCAUCGCCAAAAGUAGUUGAAAUGAAAAACGAAACUAUUGCGUCUCUCAAAGCUAAUUUAUCUAAAUUCGAUUGGCUAAACACAGACGAAUGUUUAAAAGGAAAACCUCUAUUGCAAGUAGAAAAAUUGAAACGCGUAUUUUUGACGACUUACCAACUCUUGACUGAACUCAAUAAUGUCAAUCAACCGGCCAAGACUAAAUUUAAUGAAAUUAAACAGGAAGAAAAAGCUGCUGAGCUCAUUCAGCAUAUAGACCAGUAUAUUGAAUUAAUAGAAAUUGUAGAAGAGAUAUCAGCUAUAAUAAAAAUAGAAGAUUUAAAAGAAGCCGUCGAUAUAGCAAAAGAGCUGCGAGAAAGUAUAUCGACCUCUGAAGCUAUGAAAGAAGAAGAGACUGGUGAGAUAACCCACGAGAUUUCUACUGAACAAGCACGUCUUGCUCUUAAAUUGCAAAGAGCUUUAAUGGCGUUACAUGUCCAGGUGCUUGACAGCGCUCAAGAGCUUGCUCCAGAACUCAGUACAGAAGUACUACAACGGAUCGCUAAAGUGACAGCUCAAUUGCAAGCAGAUUUAGUGGCAGUCACAGGUGUACAUGUUGCGGUGCAAGCACCAUCAGAAUUAAUAGAAACUGUUAAAUGUGUUCAAAGUGUAGAGAAAGAGACUUUAACUGUUCAGACUGUUCCUACGGAGGCAGCUAUCGAAGAAACGGUAGCUACUGUUUUAGAGCAAGUUGAAGAAGUCAAAGCACCAGAAGAUGAUAAAAAUGAAGCUUUUGUUAGUAUAAUGGAAAAGGAAUCUGUCCAGCUGCAGGAGAUUGUAGCUGCUGAAGAAGAACAGCCUUUAGUAGAAAAAAUCAAACCUGAAUCCCGAAUAAUGCCGACGGCAGAGGAAGCAGAGUCUCUUGCAAGCACUACCACAGAAAUUGUAGAUCAGACAUUGGACAGAAUAACUGAAAUAUCUCCAGCUGAACAAGCGUCUAUAAAGGUUAUAGAAGAAACAGCUGUUCAAUAUAGGGAGAAAAUUCUGUUAGAAGAUAUCACAGCUAUUGCUAUGGAAACUGGAGAGGAAGUUGCUGACGUGAUUACACAAGAACAGCCUGCUGCUGUUGAUGUUACGGAACGAGCUGUAGUAGAACAGAUUGAAGAGUUAAAACUAAUUGAUAAUGUAGAACAAGUAACUGCUAAAGAAAUUAAGGAAGAUAGUACACAAUAUCAGACUGAACAAGAUAUGAAAGAAGUUGUUGCUGAAACUAUUACCGCAGAAUCAUCAGUCACUGCAGAAGCAGCAAUUUUUGCUAUUGAUGAAAAAGCUGAUGAAUUAAAUGUAGGAACAAUUUCUACUGAAGAUGUAGUUAUUGCAGAAAUUGUAAAAUUAGUAGAUGAACAAGUCACGGCUAGUGAACCAAAGACACUAGAUUCUGAAGAAAAAGUAGAUAUAAAAUCGGCUGAAGAAAUUCUGAGUGUUGAAAUCACUGAAAGUGCUGCGAUUGAAAAAGCUGAAUACAUAAAGGUCGAAGAAUUAAUAAUGGAUAACCAGCUAGCUAAAGCUACUGAACAGACUACUAGUGAUGAUCAGGAACCUAUUACUUCUCAUGAUAUGGCGAUCGUAACAUCUAAGGAAGUCGUGGAACAAACUACUACACAAGCAGAAGAUACUGAAGAAUUGUCUUUUGGAAAAGCAACUAGUAUAGCAGAAAAAGUUACAGAAAUAUCUAAACAAAUAGCUGAUGAACAAGAACCAGAAAAAGAAGCUGUUGUAGUUCAAGAAACAUUACUGGUGGAAGAAGCCAAACCUGUUUCUGAAGUGCUACCUGAUUCAGCUGAAUUGAAAACUGUGGAACAACCUGCCGUUGAAAUAAUUGAAUCACUAUUACUUGAAGCAGUUUCACAAACUGAAGUCCAGGAAAUUAAAAUUCAGGAUGUGGCGGUUAGACUCAGUGAAGAAGCUAUUCAAGAAAUCCAAGAAAUUGUCGCUGUUGAAGAUAUUACACUGCCAGAAGAGACCAAACCUGAAAAUACUGAUGUUAUGCCUACAGAACAAGCUGCCGCUGAAACAAAUGUAGAAGUAGUAGUCGAAGAUAUAAGUAUUUCAAAAACAGAAGACAUUGCAAAGGAACAUGCAAUUCCUCGAGUAGCUGAAGUAUUAAGUGUAGCAGUUGCUAGUGAGGCAGCAAGCGUAUUAGAAGAUAUAACAUCGCAGGCUGAGAAGGCAGUAGACGAAAUUCAAGAAUCAACGACAAUGGAAGUUGCUGAUGAAAAAGUAGAGGCGUUGGUUGCUCAACAUCCGGUUCCAGUCACUGAAGAUAUGAAAUCACCUAUUGAUAAACUCAAACAACAUAUCGACGAGUUUGUGUGUGAAAACUUGGUUGAAGAAAUUCAACAGUUAUCCAAUACACCUGUUAUUGAAGGGCUCAAAACUACAAUAGCCGCAGCGAAGGAACUUAAAGAAAGUAUAGAAACACUACAACCUGAUGUUAAAGAAGUAACUGGUGAAGUAAAAGAGAUUUCAGAAGCACAAACAAAGCUUGCGCAACAACUGCAAACAGCUUUAUCAGUUAUUUACCAGCAAGCGCUUGAAACUCUAAAAGAAUCUGAUGAUGUUAAUCGAAACACGUAUGAAAAAAUUGUGGAAGUCAGUGAGAAUUUGAUGGCUGAUUUAAUCGCCGUAGUGAAUAUUGCAGAAGUUCUUGAAAGUGUACAAGAAAAAGACGAAGUUGUUGCGAUAGAAAGCCAAGUUGAUGUUUUUGAACAGCAAGUAAUUGAGGCCGCGUCAAUGAUAACCACACAGACUGGAACAGUAGGUGAUACAGAAGCUAUUAAAGAAAAAGCCAUACAGACUGCUGAAGCUAAAGAGGAAAUUGAAGUUAAAGCAGGUGAGAACGCUGAAGCGUUAGAAAAACAUGUUGCUGUAAUAGAAGAAUCUAUUGUAGUUGAAAGCAUUGAUCAUCGUAUUAUGAAAUCUGAAGAUGAAAAAAUAGAUGUUGAUAACGCAAGAGUCAUAGAAUCAGCGGUAUCCAUUGAAUCCAAAGCUUUAGAAAGUGAAGAUCUUUUACCAGAAGAAAAAGGAGAAUCAUUGCAAAGUAUAGCAGUCAGUGAAGAAACUGAGCUGGUGGAGUUUAAAGAGGUUUCUACUGACAAACCUAAGUCUAUAAUACAGGAACAAGCAAAGGAAAGUUCCGAAGAUGCAUUGGCUAGAGCAUGUGUCGAAACACUAAUACAACACAUGAACCAAUUCAUAUCAGAAGACACAACCCAAAUACUUGAUAAGAUAUCCUCAGCACUACAAUUAGAUGAAUCCGUUAAUGUAGCUAAGGAAUUAUUGGAAUGUUUAGCUGCAUCCGAAACAACAGCCACAGAUAGUGUGGAUGCUAUUAAAAAUGAGAAAACAUUUGAAGAAAAAGCAAAAUUAGCACAAGAACUGCAAAAUGCACUAACAACGAUACAAAUGAACGUAAUUGAUAAAACUGAAGAACUAGCUCCUGUUGUUGGUAAUAAAGGAUUAGAAAGUGUAACAGAUAUAGUUGUCAAUUUAGCUGUUGAUCUAUCAGCUCUAAUAGGCCAAGUGGUUGUGCAAAUGUCUGCUUCAUCUGAAAAUAAUCAGGCUAGAAAGAUAGAAAUAACUGUUCCCGAGGAGAAAAAAUAUAUUGAAGUACAAUCAGCUCUGGAAACUGCAGAAAUAGUGGAAGACAUCAAACCAACCAUAACUGAGGAGGUAAUCCCACUAUUAAUACCAGUGGAUUCAGUAGUAAAUGUGCCCUCAGAAGAAACUAUAUCUCAAUCAUCGGAAGCUGUAGUAAUUCAGGCUGCAAUUGAACCUAUUGACCCUCACGCCGUUUUAGUUAUGCAGUCAAUACCUAUAGAAAAUACAGAAGCCUUAUCAAAACAAGAUACAGUAGAACAACGUACAGUUACUGAGGUCAUAAAAACUCAAUUAAAAACUGCAGAUUCCGAAAGCAUUGAAAUAACAGAAUCUAAAAGUGAAGUCAAAUAUGAAAGUGUUGACAUUAAAUCAGCUGAAGAAAUUGAACAACAAAUAGUUCCUCAAGACGUCGCAGAACAGAUAGUAUUGCCGGACGAAAUAAAAAAAUUGCAGGAGGAGAAUAUUUUACAUGUAACUAAUACCGCUAGCCAUCUUGCUGAAAAAAAAGAAAUUAUUCUUGAUGAAAGAGUAGGAUCAAUAUCAGAACAACAACAGAACGUGGCUGAUAUUGUUGCAGAUAGUGCAACUGCAAUCUAUAACACUCAAUUGACUGGGACUGAACAAGUUGAACUAUUAAAAGUAGAUAAUUUAUUGCCACAGAAAACAUCAGGCACUGAUGAUACUGCCAAUGAAGUGGUUACUAGGGAGGAAGCACCUAUUAUCUUAGAACAAACGACGGUAAUUAAAGACGUUCAAUUAGAAUCAGAUGAGGCAAACUUGAUUCAGGAAGUUAAUCUAGCUUCAGUUCAAAUAUCUACUCCCGAACAAUUGGUCAUAGCUGCAAGUCUCCAAGAUCUUCAUACUGAAGAGACGAAGAAUUUAAAUGGGAAAAAAACAGAAGUAGAAAUACAAAAACAAGCUAAAAGUAAAGAAAUGGAGUCACUGCCGCUGCAAGAUGUUGGCAUUAAUGAAGAAGUAGUUCAAUCAACACGAGCGCCUGAAUCAAUCGCAAUUGAAAAGACUUCGGCUGCUGAUUCUGUCAUGCGUUUCAUUGAGGAAUAUACAACAGGUGAUGUUUUUAAAGUGAUAAAAAGUCUUUCAUAUGUAGUGGACUGCGAAGAAAUAAAAGAUUCGAUUGUAAUGGCUAAAGAACUACAAAAUAAAUUUGAUGCAGUAAAGGAGUCGAUUGAUGCUUGUAAAGUUUCUCCUGAAUUAACGUUACUGAUUGAAAACCUUGUUAACGCAUUGACAAGGGUAGAAAUACAAUUAGUGAUAUGUGGCCAAGAUUUACGUCCGGUAUUCAACGAUCAAAAAAUAGAAAAAGCUUUAAGUGCAACCGAGCAACUCAAUAUAGCUCUUGCAAAUUUAAUUACUGGUAGUGUAAUAGAGGAAACACCGUCUGAUCAACAAAAAGAAACUAUAGGCCUUGGUGAUGUGUUACCGAUGACAUCUGACUUGCAUGAAAGUGAAACAAUCAUAUCAGAACAAAAGGAUCAUGUUAUUACACAUAUGCCAAUAGAGGAAACAGCGGCUUUAGAAUCUUCUGUAGAUUUAAGUGAGAAACAUGAUACGAACGAUACAAUAUUGAAAAGUAAAGAUGUAGCUAAAGACGGAGUCUUAAUAACUGAAGUUGCAACAGAAGACAGUAAAAGUAGUAUAAUUGAUAAUAUUAAAGUGGACAAAAUAAAUGUGGCUGAGAUAGAUCAGAAGGUCACAGAAGAGAAAUUCAGUGAAUCGCAAAACGCAGAUAUAACAAUUGUAAAAGACUCUCUAGUAGAAGUGCAAGUGGAAAAAGAUUCGUCUCUUACUGAAUUUAGUGAAUCAAAUGGAAUAAAGAACAAUGAACCGAUUACGCAGGAAUACCCAGUAGCAGUUGAUGAUGAUAAUAAUUUAAAUCAAGAUAUCGAAGCACCCUUUACAAAAGCCUUUGAUGCUGCAUCCACGAAUAUUUUGAAUGCGACUUCCUCGGCUGAUCAAGUUCUUGUAGGCAAAUCAAAAAUGGACGCAAUGCAAAAUGUUGUUCAAUUAUAUAAUGAAACAUAUACGAAUAUGGAGACAGAAAAAACAAAUUUACAUGAUCAAACACAAAACGUAAUAAAUGAUGAAGUAACUGAAAAAGACAUUACACAAGAAGAUACGAGUACUGACAUAAGAAAAGAUAAGACCGAAGUAUUCCAAGAUGCUGAAGUAGCACAGGAAAAUAUUGAUGUACAAAUACAUAAUGUAGCAGAAAACGCUAAUAUUAUUGGUACUGACGAGUCCAGUGCUAAAGAUAUAUUAGAUGUAGUUAUCUUAGGCACUGUUUCUUCAUUGGAAGUAACUUCUAUAGUAAGGGAUAUUGCUUCUAGUACUCAUCAGAAGUUGAAAGAAAUUGUCCCUAAAGAAGGCACUGAGGUAGUAUCUCUUGAAAUAGUAGAAAACGUCGUUGAAGGUGCUGUGGAAUCCGUGCAAUUAAAUUAUUUGGGAAAAGAAGCAAAUAAUAAAACCCAUCAGCCUAUAAUACUAGAACAGGUCAUUGACAUCAAGGAAGCGGGAAUAGGAAUAACGCAAGCGGGGUCUUUAUCAGACGUAACAUUAGAUAGUCCUGUGGCAUGCCACGAAAUUGAGCCGGUUAUUUUAGAAAGUUUAAUUCAUACUGACGAACCGACUAUUAUAAAACCAACUGAUGUAGUCGUAGAAGAACAAAUAGCUAUAAACAAAUAUGAAAUGAUGAUAAUUGAACCUGUAACUCCGAUUGAGGAAAUAGAAAAAGUAGUUGGUUGCCCAUCAGAUACUGAUUAUAACAUUUUAGAAAAAGUUGUUCCAAAUCAAGAUACUGCGCCAGUUAUACUUGAACAAAUCGAAGAAAAUAUUAAAAUAGUGACGGAAACAAUCGAAUUUAAUAAUUUGGAUAAGAAUACAGUUCAUGAAAAUAUACAGCACGUCGCGUUAGAAAACAUUGCACCUCUUGACCAAGAUCUGCAAUUUUCUACCGACCAAUUAAUUGUUACCGAAAGUGAAUCAAAAAUGUUGAAUGAAAAAUUUGUUCCAAGUCAAGAAAUUAUGCCACUUUUACUAGAGCAGCUACAAGAAGAAAAAGAGGUCUCUGAACUACACCUUGUAAACGUUAACAAAGAAAAAGAAGGUGACGUUAGUCAUGUAAUUGUAUCAGGUUUAUGUAAAGAUAUAGCAAUUGAGGAAAAAACAAUAGAACCGAAAGUUGUAAAUAUUCAAGAGAUUGCUAGCGAAAUUACCCAACCUUUAAUUAUAGAGCCGCUUCCGUCUAUCGACGAUAUGAAUAUGGUUGAAAUUCAUUCGUCAGAAGUAGAUGAACGCAUUCAGUCAACAUCAGAAAAAUCUGCUAUAAUCCAUGACGAACCAAUUUUGUUAGAAGCGGUUAUUACUGACGAUAACCAAGUAGUGGAAUUUUCGUCUGAUGUUAGCACAAAGGAAUUUAUGGUUGCGACUGAAACUUCUCACCCAGUUUUUGAUUGCGAAUCACCGAUUAAAGAAGUUCCUCUUGAAUCAGCAAAUUUUGUACAAUUAGAUGAAUAUGCCGAGCCUGUUAUAGCUCCUAAUCAAGAGCAAAUCCCAACUUCAUUAGAAGUCGAGGGAAAUAUGAAAAAUGUUAUUAAUAUAUCUGAUAUUCGACAUGACAAACACACAGUGGCUCUAAGUGAACAACCACUUAUUUUAGAACAAGCUAUGCCCAUAAAAUUGGAGCACGAAAUAGCUGAAAAUUUUAUAGGAGGUGCUGACGCAAUAAUUUCCACUGAAACCAUAGAUCCGAGUUCAGUAAGACAAGUUAACCCGACUCAACAAAACUUAGUGAAUCUGAAAGUCCUAGAAUGUUCUGAGAUUGACGUGGAUAAUGUAGUUGUAUGUCAAGAAAAUGACCUAUUAGAAAAAGUUAAGAACAUUGAGAAUUCAAUUCCGUUAAAUACUAUUGAUUUUGAACCACAAGUACGAACUGCUAAUAUGUUGGAAACUAUUGCAGUUGAAAAUGUUGCACCGAUCGAACAGGUGGAGCAAACAACUUUGAUGUCUUUAGAAGUUUUAGAAUUGGAAAAGAUUGCUUCUAAUAUCACAGCUGAAUUAGUUCUUGAGAAAAUGGAAGAUACCAUUAAAAAUGAAAAAGAAAUAAAAGAAACAUCAAUAUCGGAAGAAGCAAUAUUGACAAUAGGUGAAGUUUCGUGUGAUGAAGUUGCAGAACAAAAUAACAUAAGCAAUGAAAAUGAAGAGUUUGAAAUUCCAGAUUCUUCGGAUCCUCUUUUACUGAAAAUAUCAAUUCCACUUGAAGUGAUGCAUCCCUUUUUAAUGGAGCAAACAGUGUGUAUUGAUUCCCAAGAUGAUAUCGAUAGUGAAAUUUUUCACGAAGCAAUAUCUGGUGAAGAGGUAACCGAAAAUAAGGAAAUUGUUGAUAUUUCUACUUCCGACGCCAGUUGUAUUAUGAGUGAAGUUAUAAAAGACAUUAUUAUAGAACCUUUAAUUUAUAUAGAAGAGAAGAGUUCUGAAUCAUCAACAGCUGUGGUGAAAGUUGUGGAUGAUCAAUCAAAGGUAGACGUAGUAAAAGACAAUAAACUUAUGGCUAACGUACAAUCUCAGCCAACAUUAUUAGAAACGACGACACCCAUGCAGGAGUUGAAGCUACUAACUACAAGCUUAGUGAAUGUUGAAGAAAUUAACUUUGAUAAAAUGUUGCCUAUUCAAGAAGAGUCUGUGAUAUUAGAGGAAGCGGAUGAACGUCUUCAGAUAGCCACAGAACAAAUUAAAUCUGUUAUCAAACAAAGGAAUGUAUUCACAGAAGAUUUGCCACCACUUAUUUUAGAACAGGUUGCACCUAUGUUAAUGGGAGAAAGUUUAACGACAGAUCAAAUAAGACCCACUGUAGAUACUGAAACUACUUUAGUUUCGACACAGCAAGUAAAUCCAAUUCAAGUGGAACCGUUAAAUUAUAUACUUGCACAAGACAAAAAUUCAAACGAAAUAUUUUCACCUUUAAUACUAGAAGAUAUAAGUCCUAUUGAAGGGUUAUCUUCAGUCACUACAGAUAAAUGCGCUGAAAUAUCAACGGAAGCUAAAGAUACAAGUGAAAUAAAUGAUAGAAAUAAUGAUACAUGGUACAUAGGAGAAGUCAUGGAACAAAUAAUUUUGGAACCAGUGACGCCUAUUGAAGAUAUAGAUGUUAGUAUUGCUUCUUCAAGGGAACUUAUCAAUGAUGCUUUUGAUAAAUGUGUGGUAUGUCAUGAUACUUGUCCAAUAUUGCUGGAAAGUGUUGAAUCGAAAGAAUUUUAUGCAACAAAGAACAUUGUGGAUAUUGAAGGAAAAGAAAGUGUAACGGUUCAAGAAGUUUCACACGAUUUGAAAGAGAGUUUAGGACGAAUUGUCGAGGUGAAUCCUAUCUCUAUAACUUCAAUAGAGAUAGAAAACACGUUGGAUGAAAAACUUGUAGCAACUCAACUGUCAGAACCAAUGUUGUUAGAGAUAGUUGACAAUGACACAUAUAAUAAUAAUACAUCCAAUAUCAGCCAAAGUACUGUUGAAGUGACAGAUGACUCUAAUUCUCAAAUAAAAAUAAAUGAAACUAUAAAAAAUACUAACCCAGUUUUAAAUGAUUCUUUGUUUGCAUUAAAUGAAACCGUGCAGCCUAUGGUUUUAGAACCACUUACACCUAUUGACGAUAAAAUACUUGAUUAUGUGUCAGCUGAUUUAAUUGAUGUUGACGUGCUAUCUGUAAAACAUGCUAUGUGUCAAGUUAAGGAGCCUACAAUACUAGAUACUUUGAAACCAAGCGUUGACUCUCAACUAGGGACCGAUGAAGUGUCAUUGCGGCCAAAUUAUGAAAUUACACUUGAUAUUUCUCAACCAAUAAUAACUAAUACAUUGGCAGCGUGCGAAGAAAUAGAUUCCAUACACAAGACGGCAGGAAGCAAAUAUGGGUUGUCUGAAAAAAUGGUCGCCACAUACCAAUUAGAACCUGUAAUACAUGAUCAAACGCGUCAAUUAAAUGAUGUGGUAUAUGAAAAGGCUACGGUAAACAACCUCGUUGAAAAAACUAGAGAUGAAAAAUUGCACACAUUACCCGAAGCAACAGAGUUUUUAGCAUUAGAAACCCUUACAAACAUCCAAGAUUCAAUAAAGGACGUUGCGCAAAUAUCAGACCAAGCUAAUCCAUGUUUCGACAGUGCUGAAGCGAUUAUAACCAACGCAUCAAUGGCGUGUGUCGAAGCUCUAGCAUUUACUGUAGAAGAUAUUAGCGAAACUGCGAAUACUAGUGUCGAAAAUAUAGUUUUGGAUACUUCUGUAAUAAACGAAAUCACACACGAUGUCACCACAGACACUAAAACGAUAUCGGAACACACAACCGAGCACAGUCUUAUCGAGCACAUAAAUGAAUUGGCAUCGGACGAGGUAUCCGAAGCUAUUGAAAAUAUAUCUGCAGUAACUAAUAAGGAAGAAUUAAAGGAAUCAGUGGUUGCGGCAAAAGAGCUUAGAGAAUGCGUGGCCGGUCUUUGUGCAAAUAUAGAAGAAGAGGCAGGAAUCAUGCCUGCGUCUAGCAAAGAAAAGGCGCAAUUGGCACAAAAACUUUUGGAUUCUCUGAUCGUUUUAAAUACACAAAUUUUGGACAACGCGCAGGAUCUAACCCCGGUUAUUGAGACUAGCACCCUAGAGAAGGUAGCGAGUAUCAUCACGCAUUUAAAGGAGGAUUUGCAGACAGUUGUAGUAAUCUACGAACCAGGUGUUUUUACUGCUGAUAUUCAAAAAAUUUGCGACAUACCGGAAGAAAAUUCCUUGAAACGUCUAGAACUAUUGUUGCAAGAAGUAAAUGCAAAAAUCAAUUUGGCAUCACCUGACCGUAACGCAGAAGACUCGGAAGUUCUUCGCGACACAUUAGAUGAAGUGCAGACUGUGAUUAUAAAACUAAAACGUGAUUAUGAUGAGGCUGUUAACGACGCUCUCAAUGAAACUCUUGAGGAUUUAGAGUGCAGUGUGAGGAGCGUCCAACUUCAAAUAAAUGAAGACAGCCCACCGGAACUAUUGAAGGAAGCUUGUGCGACGUUACAACUUCUACUUAACAAUAUGAGCGAGACUCAGAACAUGGAAAUCUCUGAAACUGUUAUAAAAGAUAAAAAAUCACAGACGCUGCUUGAAAAAUGCUCUGAAGAAACACAAGAAACAGUUAAAUUAUUAGAUGAUGCUUGUAAAAUUGAAGCUGUAACUCAUACUAAUUUGGCUAACAUUGUAUCCGAUUUAAACAAGCUUAAAGAAACCAUAAAAGCGCUGCGACUUAACUUUUUGAGCGACGCUCAAACGAUAAUUGAUAGAGGUAUUGACGUCACGCAAAGCUUGGACCAAGUUGAAGAUAGAGUCUAUUCCUUGGAGAAGGAUAUUGACAACGAAAGACAAAUGCCUUCGGAAGUAAGAGAUUGUAUAAUCACAGCUAUACAUUCCGUUUUUGGGAGCAUAUCAAACAUGCGUAGUACAAUAUCAAGUAUCCAGAAAAGGUAUAUGUUCGAAAACUAUGGAAAGCCCUCAGAGACUCUGCUGAGGACCAUAAAGAAUGUAUCAGAUAUAGCAAAAUUAGACGAAGAAGAGAAAAUACCUGAUUGGAAAAAGUUUUCUAAAUCAUUAAGAAAAGUAUUAAACCAUUUCGAAGAUAUUAAAUUUUAUAUAAAUUUAGAUAAAACAGCACGACUUCCGAGUGACGCCGCUUUUACGAAAAUAAUAUUAGAAGAUUUAAAGCUUUGUAUUAAUGAAGUUAUAAUUACACAUGAAAUAAUGACUAAAGCAGAAGAAAGUAAAAAAGUUAAAGAUACUUUGAAAUGCGUAGAUAAGUAUUUAGGAACAAUAGAAUCGAAAUCUGCAUUAGACGUUAAAGAAAAAAUACCGAUAUUUAAAGAUAUAGCUUCUAGAAUUUACGAUGUUUCCGAUGCUAUAAAGAAAGCUUUAAAGAUAUUUAAAGUAACAGAGAUUGAAGUUGAACUUGACGAAAUGACUGAACCGGAUGCUAAAAUAAAUGCAGCUGUAUCUGAAGAAAUAAAAGGCGAGGAAUCGGCAACUAAAGUUGAAAUAGAUCAAGAAAAACUAGAUCUACAGCAAGCCGAAAUGCUCGAUGUUGAAGCAUCUGAAAGCUCUUUAAGGCACACUGAAGAUGUUUUAGUUAAAGAUGCUAUUAUUCUAAUUGCUGCAGAAAUUCAAAACAAAACUGAGGAGUCAUCUGAUGAAAUUUCAAAAUUAAUCGCUACUGAAAUGUCUACUGACACAAAACAAACUGAAGAAACUGUUUUAAUUCCAGAAGAAGAUAUUAAAUCUGAGGUUGUGCUACAAACUAUAGAAACAGUUGUUCUACAUAAAGCGGAAGUAGCUCAAGCAAUUGCUGAUGUCCAAAUCUCUCCUGAUAUCCAAAAAGACGAGUUCGUUGUAGUAUAUGAUAAUGAAGAAAAAUUGGAGGUUAUGACUAUUUCAUCUCAAAAGGAGGAAUCAAGCGAUCAAGCGCUUCAAAGUAUAGUCGAACAAAAGGCAGAUGCACAAACGGCUAAACGUGAAAAAAUAGAAUUUAAGGCUGCUAAAGAGGUGGAAGAAACACAAGAAAGAAUUGAAGUUGAAGUUGUAGGUGAUUCCCAAGUUCAAGAACAGGUUGUGCUAGAUACUGAAAGGUCACGCACUCAAUUAGAAGGAAGUAUCGACAAGAACAGGGAAAAUAUUAGCCAACAAGAUAAAUACGAUACUUUCGAGACAGAAACAAACAUUGUUCAAGAAAAGCACGACGAUUCCUUAUUAGUGGAAGAAGAGUCAAAGCAAUCUUUAGUAAGUACUGAAGAAAAAAAAAAUGUUACUGAAUUAUUAAGAGAAAAUAAUGUGUCACAAAAAGAAGUCGCUCAAGAGACAGCUGUACCUGCAGAUAAUUCAAUAAAAAAAAAACUUAAAAUAGACGCAAACUUAGAAGACAUAAGCGUUCAACAAGAGUGUAAUACUACUGAUGAUAAAAGUGAUGAAACAAAAAUAAAAAAGAAAAAGUCGCCUAAAAAGAAAGCCAAAUCUGCGAAGACAUCACCCGGAGAAGAAGAAACCAAAAUUGAGCAAAUAGAAAGUGAAAUAGUGGACACGGGAAGACGAAGUAUAAAAGAAAGAAAAAUCAGUGACGUAGAAGAAAAGAAAGAAGAAGAACAAACGCCAACUGAAGAAAAAGCAAUAACAGUCAUAGAAGAAGUAGAAUCACCAGCGGUACAAGAAGAAAAGGCAACGGCCAGUUUACAUGCUGGAGAUGUUGAUAAAGAUGACCAAAGCUACAAAAAAGAAUUUGAAAGAUUAGAUGAUGAAAUGAAAGUAAAUGCAAAUAAACCAGAAAAACUUGGUCAAGAAAAGGUUAUCGAACAGGAUAAAAGUAAGACAGAAACAAUUGGAAAAGAAAAUAUAGUACAGGAGGAACCUGAAAAACAUAGAUUACAAAAAGAGGAGCAAAAUAAAGUAACGGUUAAAAGUGAAAUAAAAGAAGAAAACCUUGAUAACGAAAAGAAAGAAAAAGUAAGUUUGGAUAAGAAAGAGCCGGAGAAAGAAAGCGAAGGAACGGAAAAGCUUGAAAAAGAAAGAAUGGAAAGGGAACAACUGGAAACAAAAAGAUUAGAAAAAGAACAAAUGGAAACGGAAAUAUUAGAAAAGGAGCUACUAGAAAAAGAACAUCUUGACAGAGCAGAAGUAAAAAAACAACAAAUUGAACAAGAAAGAUUAGAAAAAGAAGAGCAAGAGAAACUUGUAAAUGAAAAGGAAGAAAAAGAAAAAUUCAGACAGGAUAAAAAAGAAAAGAUAAAAGAGGAAAAACAAGAAGAGAGACUUGAAAAAGAGUUAACUGAAAAGGAGAAAAUAGAAAAAGAGCAACUUGAAAAAGAAAGAUUGGAAAAGGAACAACUUGAUAAAGAAAGAUUAGAAAAAGAGCAAUUUGAAAAGGAGAAAAUAGAAAAAGAUAAACUUGAAAAAGACAGAUUAGAAAAGGAGAAAAUAGAAAAAGAGCAACUUGAAAAGGAAAGAUUAGAAAAGGAGCAACUCGCAAAUGAGAGAUUAGAAAAAGAAAAACUGGAAAAGGAACAUCUUGAUAAAGAAAGAUUAGAAAAGGAGCAAUUGGAAAAGGAGAAAGUACAAAGAGAGCAACUUGAAAAAGACAGAUUAGAAAAAGAAAAACUAGAGAAAGAGCAACUUGAAAAAAAAAGAUUAGAAAAGGAACAUCUUGAUAAAGAAAGAUUAGAAAAGGAGCAAUUGGAAAAGGAGAAAGUAGAAAGAGAGCAACUUGAAAAAGACAGAUUAGAAAAAGAAAAACUAGAGAAAGAGCAACUUGAAAAAGAAAAAUUAGAAAAGGAAUAUCUUGAUAAAGAAAGAUUAGAAAAGGAGCAAUUGGAAAAGGAGAAAGUAGAAAGAGAGCAACUUGAAAAAGACAGAAUAGAAAAAGAAAAACUAGAGGAAGAGCAACUUGAAAAAGAAAGAUUAGAAAAGGAACAUAUUGAUAAAGAAAGAUUGGAAAAGGAACAUCUUGAUAAAGAAAUAUUGGAAAAGGAGCAAUUUGAAAAGGAGAGAUUAGAAAAGGAGCAACUCGAAAAUGAGAAGUUAGAAAAAGAAAAACUGGAUAAAGAGCAGAUUGAAAAAGAAAGAUUGGAAAAGGAACAUCUUAAUAAAGAAAGAUUAGAAAAAGAAAAACUGGAAAAAGAGCUACUUGAAAAAGAAAGAUUGGAAAAGGAACAACUUGAUAAAGAAAGAUUAGAAAAAGAAAAACAGGAAAAGGAUCAACUAGGAAAAGAAAGUGUAGAAAAAGAGCUAAUUGAAAAGGAAAGAUUGAAAAAAGAGGAACUUGAUAGAGAAAAAAUUGAAAAGGAACAAACUGAGAAAAUAAGAUUAGAAAAAGAAGAGCAAGAAAAGCUUGAAAAUGAAAAGCAAGAGAAAAAAAAAUUGAGAAAGGAGAAAAAGGAAAAUCAAGCAAAAGAAAAAUUGGAAAAAGAGAAACGGGAGAAAGAAGAAGAGCAACUUGAAAAAGAAAGACUAGAAAAAGAGCAAUUAGAAAAAGAAGUAAUUGAAACGGAAAAAUUAGGAAAAUCCCAAGUCGAAAAAGAAAGAGUCGAAAAGGAGCUUCUUGAAAAAGAAAAGUUACAAAAAGAACAACAAGAAAAAUUAGAAAGAGAAAGGCUGGAAAAAGAGAAGCUCGAGAAAGAAAAGGAAAAAAUAGACAGACUAGAUAAAGAAAGCAUAAAAGAGGAGCAACUUGUAAAAGAAAGAUUAGAAAAAGAGCUACUUGAAAAGGAAAUGUUAGAGAAAGAAGAGCACGAGAAAUUUGAAUGUGAAAAGAAAGAAAAUGAAAGGCUGAGGAAGGAGAAAGAAGAAAAGACCAAAAGAGAAAAGGAAGAAAAAGGAAGAUUGGAACAAGAAAACUUAGUGAAAGAAAAAGAAGAAAAAGAGAGACUUGAAAAAGAAAGGUCAGAAAAGGAACAAAUUGAUAAAGAGAGACUAGAAAAAGAGAAACUUGAAAAGGAAAAGGUAGAAAAAGAAGAGCGAGAAAAACUCGAAAGUGAAAAGAAAGAGAAAGAAAAGCUGAGAAAAGAGAAAAGAGAAAAGAUCAAAAGAGAAAGAGAAGAAAAUGAAAGAUUGGAACAAGAGAAGUUAGACAAAGAAAAAGACAGACUUGAAAAAGAAAGGUUAGAAAAAGAGCAACUUGAUAAUGAAAGAUUAGAAAAAGAAAGACUUGAAAGGGAAAAGUUAGAAAAAGAAGAGCACGAGAAACUCGAAAGUGAAAAGAAAGAAAAAGAAAAGCUGAGAAAGGAGAAAAAAGAAAAGAUCAAAAGAGAAAGAGAAGAAAAUGAAAGAUUGGAACAAGAGAAGUUAGACAAAGAAAAAGAAGAAAAAGACAGACUUGAAAAAGAAAGGUUAGAAAAAGAGCAACUUGAUAAUGAAAGAUUAGAAAAAGAAAGACUUCAAAGGGAAAAGUUCGAAAAAGAAGAGCACGAGAAACUCGAAAGUGAAAAGAAAGAGAAAGAAAGGCUGAGAAAGGAGAAAAAAGAAAAGAUCAAAAGAGAAAGGGAAGAAAAAGAAAGAUUGGAACAAGAGAAGUUAGAUAAAGAAAAAGAAGAAAAGGACAGAUUUGAAAAAGAAAGGUUAGAAAAGGAACAACUUGAUAAUGAAAGAUUAGAAAAAGAGAAAAUUGAAAGGGAAAAGCUAGAAAAAGAAGACUACGAGAAACUCGAAAAUGAAAAGAAAGAGAAAGAAAAGCUGAGAAAGGAAAAAAAAGAAAAGAUCAAAAGAGAAAAGGAAGAAAAAGAAAGAUUGGAACAAGAGAAUUUGGAUAAAGAAAAGGGCAGACUUGAAAAAGAAAGGUUAGAAAAGGAACAACUUGAUAAAUUAAGACUAGAAAAAGGGCAAAUUGAAAAAGAAAAGUUAGAAAAAGAAGAGAAAGAGAAACUUGAAAGUGAAAAGGAAGAAGAAAGAUUGAAAAGAGAAAAGGACGAAAAAAUCAAAAGAGAAAAGGAAGAAAAUGAAAGGUUUGAAAAAGAGUAUCUAGAGAGUGAAAAAGAGAAACUUGAAAUGGAAAAAUUAGAAAAAGAGCAACUUCUUAAGGAGAAAACAGAAAAAGAAAGACUAGAAAAAGAGCUAAUUAAGGAUAAGUUAGAAACAGAAGAACAAGAUAAACUUGAAAGUGAAAAGAAAGAAAAAGAAAGAUUGAGAAAGGAGAAAAGAGAAAAGGUCAAGAGAGAGAAGCAGGAAAAAGAAAAAAAUGAAAUAGAAAGCUUAGAAAAGGAGCAUCAAGAAAAAGACAAGUUCGAGAAAGAAAAGCUAGAGAAGGAAAAGCUUGAGACAGAAAAGAAGGAAAAAGAGGGGCUGAGAAAAGACAAAAUAGAUUUUAUAGUUGCUGAGGAGAAUAAAACACCAGAGAAAAAGAAAAUAAUCAAAAAGAAAUCAAGAGACAGUGACGAAUCUAAGACAAUUAAAACAACAGCUCAGAGAGAUAUUAUUUUAUCAGAAGAUGAUACCGCAAAAGAGGAUAAACAGCUAAAAAUACAGCAUGAAGUAGAAGAAAAAGCACAAACAAGCAAGAGUAAAGAAUUUCAGACUUCUUCAGAGGAAAUUGUGCAGAAAGGCACUAGAAAAUUCGAUGAACUUCAAAGUUCAAUUAGAACCGCGGAAAAUGGCCACAUAUCUAUCGAUAGGCGGGAAAGGCAAGAGGAUGUUUUUACUGGUGAAUCUUCUCGAAGACAUGAUGCCAGAGAAAUUCCAAAGUUUGUAGAUCACAAUCACAGAAAUUACACUAUGGAAUUUGCUCGACCCUCUGGCUACAGAGAAAGAACAUGCGAUGAUCGCCCAGAAAGCUCAGAAUAUCUGUCAACCACUAAGAAUGCAACCAUUUAUAAGGCGGAGACCAUUUAUUUGGAAUCGCAACUAAGGGCUCCUGCUCCUCAAUAUAGUGAUCUAAGGAGUAGUGAACCAAGUGAACGAAGAGAACAAAGGCAGAGGUCUAAAGCGUUGAGCGAAGCAAGAAGUGUCGUGUCUGACAGGCGAGCGGGAUCUCGGGAUCUGAAACGAAAGCCGGUGUUCUCAACAUAUCUUACUGACAGAACGGCUGUGGAAGGUUCCAGAGUUAAAUUGACGUGCAGUGCUUUAUCUUCGACAGAGCUAACAAUAACCUGGUAUAAGAAUGGUGUCCUUCUGGAUAAUAAAUUAAAGUAUAGGACGAAGUUUGUAGACGGUCUUAUAACUCUAGAAGUACUGAACGCCGUGCCCAGUGACUCCGCAGAAUAUAGCUGCACCGUGGAGAAUGAGAAUGGAUCCAUUUCUACGUCUGCCAUUUUGAAAGUAUAUCCAAGCUUCGAAGCGUCUCCCAUACCACCUACAUUCACAAGAUCUAUACGAGAUACAUACCACCUCGCCGAAGACGAGUUAGUGUUGGAGUGUAGGAUCCGCGGCCAGCCUCUACCGACCAUAACGUGGCUGAAGGACGAACGGCCAGUCUCCUCGGAGCGGCAUCAGGCGUACUACCUUGCCGAUGGUGUCUGCAGGCUGGCUAUAUCACACCCCACACCCGAAGACAGCGGCAAGUACACUUGCAAAGCGGAGAACUCAAUGUGGUCCGAUCAAAUCACGCACGUCGUUAGUUAUACGGGAAGGGAAUCCCGCCUCAGCCCAAACCUGGCAACCGUAGAACGAUCUAGAUUCAACCGCCACGCUUUGGAAACACGUCGCCCUCACUUCGGAAACGUCCUCACCGACUACCAAGUCGUCAAGGGCGGGACCAUCGGCUUGCAAGUCGAGAUCCGAGGCUGCCCCACCAGGGUCGAAUGGCUACGAGAGGGUCGUUCCGUCACCGAGAUAUACAGGAACGCUAGAACAUUUGUAGAGCAUGGACUGUAUACCUUGGCUCUAUCUGACGUGACUGAGAAAGAGAGCGGACUCUAUACUUGUAGAGCUUGGAGUACUCAUGGUAAUGUGGAUAUGAAUGCUGCUAUAACUGUUGUUCAGCCUAACGAGUUGGACGGAAAGCCGGCUAUUAUAGUCGGAAGGCCGGAGAAGGACAUCCUGAUCUCUGUAGGCGAGGAUAUCAAUAUAUCUUUCAGGGUGCAGGGAGAGCCGAAGCCUAAAGUGAUCUUCAUGAAAGGCAUACGCGACAUUACAACUAGCCAGCGCGUCUGCAAGAUGACGUCAGACGACUACGUGAAGUUCACAGUAAAGAGAUCCGUCGUAUCUGACGCCGGAACCUACUGCAUUCUGGCGCGAAAUGCUUACGGAUGCGACAGAGCUUUCGUUACCGUUGUGGUGCGACAGCGGGCUUCAUCCGAAAACCUGAUAUCCGACUGGACGUAUCCGCUGGACGACACCGCGUUGUCUAUAUCCGAACGAAAAUACAAAUCCGUACCAGACCGCGUCCCGGGGGAGCCGAGCGUCGUCGACGGCGGCAACAACUGGCUCUCACUCGCCUGGCCCAAACCAGACCCGGGAGCCGUCGCGCCAGUCCUCGCUUACAAGGUGGAGUCCUGGCUCAUCGGCAAGGAAGGCGGCGCGCGCUGGGUCGAACUCGGAAUAACCCCUCUCAACUCCUUCGACGCUUUCAACUUGAAGCAAGGAGAAGAGUACCACUUCAGAGUGACUCCUCGGAACAGAUACGGUUGGGGUGAGCCCACGCAGACCUCCACGCCAAUCGGAGUUGGUUUGGCCGGUGCCAGGCCUGAGUUCGUGGAUAUUCUGCCCGGACAACUUAAGGUCCUGGCUGGAGAGACCGCUAACCUGAGCUGCAGUGUCAAGGGCAAGCCAACUCCUGAAGUGAUUUGGAUGAAGAACGGCCAUGAGAUUGAAGAGGAGGGUCGGAUGGCGACGUCGUUCAACGGAUAUGACUGCUGCCUGACCAUCAAGGAUAUUAACAAUGAGGACGAUGGGCGGUACAGUUGUGAAGCCAGUAACUUGCAUGGACGCGCUUCGACUUAUGCAAGGCUCGCUGUGGUCACCGACCGGCUUAUUUGGGAAGCCGAUGCUAAACUUAAGAGGGAGCGGUCCCAGGGUGUGGAAGGCGAGUAUCCCCCGCAGUUCACAAUGCGCCUCCGGGACAGGCGCGUGCAGGCCACAUAUCCAGUACGUCUGACCUGCCAGGUCGUGGGAAACCCGCCCCCCACUGUCACCUGGUACAAGGAUGGGGAGGAAGUGGCGACAGACAAUAGGCACAACAAGUACCAAGACGAACACUUCCACACGCUGGAGAUAGCUCCCACGAACCUGGAGGAUGGAGGAAUGUACGAGGCCCUCGCGAGGAACCCCUUUGGCGCCGUCAGUUGCCGCUGCGGGCUGGUGGUGGAUAAGGGUAUAAGGGCUUAUGUCGCGCCGGAGUUCUGCUGUGGGUUGGACCCUCUUUACAGACUGAAUGAAGGCGAAGAACUCCGAAUAUCGGCAGUAGUGGAAGCGUACCCGUCAGUGGGGGUCACGUGGUAUCGCGAUGGCGUGCGCCUCCGGCCCAGCAGGCGCGCCAUCAUGACCCUCGAUAGAGACGGGCAGAUUGAACUUGCGCUCGCAGCUGUUAGCCCCAGGGACGGUGGGGUGUACACUUGCACAGCGUCUAAUGAAGUGGGGAGAGCGUCUACUUCAGGCAAAGUGGAGGUGGUGGCCGGGGAGGCCAGCUGCGAGACGAAGCCACCAGCUGUCGUCAUUAGUCCUGAUGUGCCGUAUUCUAAGGAGCCGAUGUUCAUUCGCAAGCCGCGCUCGAGCGAGGCCUACGAGGGUGACACUGUCAUCAUACAGUGCGAGGUGGUGGGAGACCCCAAGCCUGACGUUUACUGGCUUAGAGACUUCUUGAAGCCGGAUUACUACCGCGACGCAUCGCACUUCAAACGAGUGGGAGAAGGACCGGAAUACCGGUUUGAGAUCCCGCAUGCCAAACUUGAUUACACCGGCGCCUACUCGGUUGUGGCGCGUAAUGUCCACGGUGAGGCUAAGGCAGUCAUAUCCCUCCAGAUCAAAGUCAAAGACCCUUGUGCUGCGGAGGAUGCUCAUAAUGUCAGAUACGGUCGUGUGGAAGUGCUGCCCCGGUUCGAGCGAAACCUGACCGACCUGCUGUCGUAUGACGGCGACGCGGUGGAGUUCGAGUGCCGCGUCUCUGGGAACCCGGAGCCGUACGUGCGCUGGUUCCAUUACAACGAGUUAAUACGCGAUUGUCCCGACUUCGAAGCGCUUUACGAGGAAGGUGCGGCGCGUCUCAAGAUCAAGCAGGUGACGGCCGAAGACGAAGGCACCUACACCUGCGAGGCGGCCAACUGCCUCGGCAAGGCACGCUCCAGCGCUUGCCUCGUGGUGUACCCGCCUGGUGAACCGAACAUGCUAAGCCAGCGUUUGCGGCGGCCGCCGGCAUUGUUGUCAGCUACGUCGACUCCUCGCUCCACGCCCAGGAGCACUCCAGCGAGAUCCGUCUCCAGGACACCAGGCCCGGAGCCUCGCCGUCUCUGCAGUCCAGCGCGGCAAAUGGCGCCUGCCUUCUACACCUACCCAUUCAACAAAGUAGUUGAGGAAGGUGACAGUGUAGUCUUCCAAUGCGCUGUCAAAGGUUUACCAGCACCCUGGGCGACAUGGGAUAAGGAUGGCAUAAUCCUCACCCCCACAGCUCGCAUCACCGUCAAGGAGAAAGACGAGAUCCUCAGGAUCCUGGAGAUUGACGAGGUGACAAUAGAAGACGUAGGAAUAUACAGGAUAACGGUGGAAAAUGAGUUCGGAAGGGCGGAGGCUUCUGCCAGACUAGAGGUUAUAACAAGGAAGGGAAAGUUUUAUGGGGGAUUGAGGGCGUAUAGCGUGUCGCCGAGGCGGUCCCUGGGGUACAGGAGAAGACCUUCGACGCCCAGGCAAGACUGAUGCGGCCGGUGUGUUGUAGGACACGGAUAAAAGAAACAUCAAGAGUGACGUAACGUGAAAUAAAAUUGUUUUCUUCUAAUUUAUUUUGUCUGUGCAUUUUAUUUAUUAUUUUUUAUUUAUUUAUUAAGACGCGACGUCGAUAUAACGAGUUUAUUAAGUUUUUGUUUUUUAGGUUAUGUUUAAGGGUCUUUUCACACGGCUUGCGCGAUUUUUUAUUUACAUUAAAUAUUUAGUAGUAAGAUGUCUUUUUCAUAUGUCGAGAAGUCAAAGGUUAUUUCGUACUUAAAAUGAGUAGAGACUAGUUUUAGUGAUGUAAAAAUAUUUAUAUGUUACAAUUUUCAUAUGGUGUAAAUAAACUUGGUUGAAAUUUGUUUACGAAGUGCAAUUUUGUACCAAAUAAAUUGUUUAUGUCGUAGCCGUGUGAAACGGCCUGCCACGUAAACGCUAUAGCAUAGUGUGGGAUAGUAAGUUAACGAAAAGUAUUAAUAAUAUUACGUUAAACUUAGAAAACAAAUGUAACUAGAGCGCACCCCGAUAUAUUGUCAAAUAAAAUUUAUAAACUGUU
This is a messenger RNA of Manduca sexta (tobacco hornworm), 28978 nucleotides long. RefSeq names its product titin homolog. The coding region runs from base 55 to 28413 and encodes 9452 amino acids. Gene Ontology annotation, molecular function: protein binding. The record is from RefSeq and is a predicted model, not a curated record. NCBI's taxonomy places the organism in Eukaryota, Metazoa, Arthropoda, Insecta, Lepidoptera, Sphingidae. The transcript is spliced from 34 exons.